CGCCGCGGGAGCGGGGCGGAGGCUGCGACGCUUCCUGACGCCCGGCCUGGGCCAGUGAGGAGACCUAGGGAGCCCGCUCGGCCUGGUGUUUCCAUUCUAAUUCACUGCGUGCCUGGCGGGGGACGACCCCCAAGUAGUUUCAUGCGCUUAUCUUCCGGGCGAAGCUCACAGGUGUUCUAUCAGAUGUUCCACCGUAAUAAUGCUAGGUAACCCAAAUCUAUUUCUGGAACCAUGAAAAUUUUGCUGGUUUUUGACUUUGACAAUACAAUCAUAGAUGACAACAGUGACACCUGGAUUGUACGAUGUGCUCCAGAGAAAAAGCUUCCUAUUGAACUAAAAGAUUCUUAUAAAAAAGGAUUUUGGACAGAAUUUAUGGGCAGAGUCUUCAAGUACUUGGGAGAUGAAGGUGUGAGAGAAGAUGAAAUGAAAAGAGCAGUAACAUCAAUGCCUUUCACUUCAGGAAUGGUGGAGCUUUUAAACUUUAUAAGAAAGAACAAGGAUAAGUUUGAUUGCAUCAUUAUUUCAGAUUCAAAUUCAAUCUUCAUAGAUUGGGUUUUAGAAGCAACCAAUUUUCAUGAUGUAUUUGAUAAAGUGUUUACAAAUCCAGCAGCUUUUGAUGGCAGUGGUCAUCUCACUGUGGAAAAUUAUCAUGCUCAUUCUUGCCAUAGGUGUCCCAAAAAUCUUUGCAAAAAUGUAGUUUUGGUAGAAUUUGUAGAUAAACAAUUACAACAGGGAGUGAAUUAUACGCGAAUUGUUUAUAUUGGUGAUGGUGGAAAUGAUCUUUGUCCAGUAACCUUUUUAAAGAAGAAUGAUGUUGCGAUGCCACGGAAAGGAUAUACUUUACAGAAAACUCUUUCCAGAAUGUCUCAAAAUCUUGAGCCUAUGGAAUAUUGUGUUGUAGCUUGGUCUUCAGGUGUUGAAGUAAUUUCUCAUUUACAAUUUCUAAUAAAGGAGUAAUACGCCAACAAUUAAAACGUGUAUUAGUUAAGUACAGCAGCAUAAAACUGAAACUCCAAAUUCCAGUAGCUUAAGAAAAAGAAAGACUUUUUUUUCUCUCACUUAAAAAUUCCAGAGGUAAGUAUCUCAAGGCUACUGUAUUGCUCUACCAACUUCCAGCAUUUGGCUUCCAACUUUUGAUCCAGUAUUGUUGUCCAAACUCCAGCCCUCACAUCAAUAUUAUGGUCAGCAAGAAGGAAGGCAGUGAGUUGCACGCUCAUUUAAGUUGCAUUGGCCAAAAUGGCACAACGUCCCCACCUAACUAUAAGGAAGAAUGAAAAAUAUUGCUUUUAUUCCAGAUGGUCAUAUGCCUGGGAAAAAUUGGAAAAAAAGGAGUACGGAAUUG
Molecule: messenger RNA, 1342 nt
Organism: Rhinolophus ferrumequinum (greater horseshoe bat)
Lineage: Eukaryota; Metazoa; Chordata; Mammalia; Chiroptera; Rhinolophidae
Gene: PHOSPHO2
Product: phosphatase, orphan 2
Exons: 3
Coding region: 232-957 (241 amino acids)
Molecular function (GO): phosphatase activity
Source: RefSeq, a predicted model, not a curated record